AUGGCUCGCUCUGUUCGGGAGUGUUGCUGUAUGGAGGGAAUCGCUUCCAGAGAGGUUCCUGCUGGGCUGCGCAGCAUCGGGAGCUUCGCAUUUCACGCUACGCUGCUCUAUGAAGCACAGUUGGCGGAUGAGCUUCCCAUGGUCUACGUGGCGAGCUUUACGUUGUAUCUGUUGCUAGACAGCAAACCCGGGUUCGACAACACCACCCGCCGAUCCAUCCUCUCUGUCGCGGCGCUCGUAGCAUUUGAUGUACUAUUCACUUGGAGCUAUUACCUGUACCGGAAUCCCGUGUACCACCAAGUCGUCUUCGCCAGCAUCCUCGUUCUCGUUAUCAUACGCGUCACGACAUGUCUUCGAUCACCCCAGGCCAAAACACGCAUCCCCGAUCACAAAAAGACCCAAAUAACGCGUCUCUUCACAACCGGUGUUCUAUCGUUCGCGACUGGGUUCUUGAUCUGGAAUCUAGAUAACAUCUUCUGUGGCAAGCUCACGAGCUGGAAGGUGUCUAUGGGGUGGCCUGUCGCUUUCUUGCUAGAAGGCCAUUCGUGGUGGCACGUCUUGACCGGCUUGGGAACUCACUACAAAUCCAUUGGGAUCCAAUAUUUGUGUGUUUCCCCUGAUUCGUCCUAA
Molecule: messenger RNA, 630 nt
Organism: Pleurotus ostreatus (oyster mushroom)
Lineage: Eukaryota; Fungi; Basidiomycota; Agaricomycetes; Agaricales; Pleurotaceae
Exons: 6
Coding region: 1-630 (209 amino acids)
Biological process (GO): ceramide biosynthetic process; ceramide catabolic process
Cellular component (GO): endoplasmic reticulum membrane
Source: RefSeq, a predicted model, not a curated record